This is a messenger RNA of Sodiomyces alkalinus F11, 2091 nucleotides long. RefSeq names its product FAD-binding domain-containing protein. The transcript has 3 exons. Gene Ontology annotation, molecular function: oxidoreductase activity; FAD binding. Bases 133 to 1914 code for a protein of 593 amino acids. NCBI's taxonomy places the organism in Eukaryota, Fungi, Ascomycota, Sordariomycetes, Glomerellales, Plectosphaerellaceae. The record is from RefSeq and is a predicted model, not a curated record.
CGUGACGGCGAGAACCACAGUUUGCAAGUUUGAAGCCCACGUGUCCCCUGCAUACGUCGCUACGUCCUUGGGUUACAAUCGCAAUAUCUAGGCCGGGCCCCUCUCUCAGUUUGUCUUACCUAUUGGAACGAUAUGCCUCCGUACUCCAUCGCUGGCGUCAGCGCCCUCCUUCUCUCCCUCGGGCUCGUUGCAACCCCAGCCGUGGGCCUUUCCACCCCCAUUCGGAGGAGCACCACGGAAUGUGUGUCCAGAUGCAGAGUUAUCCCCGGUGACGCCAAAUGGCCGGGACCAGAGGCGUGGAACUCGCUGAACGGCACCGUGGGAGGGAGGCUGAUCCAGACGGUUCCCGUUGCUCACGUUUGCCAUGAUCCCUCUUAUUCUGCAGAAGAGUGUCAAUACGUGGCUGACAACUGGCUUUCCGCAUAUGUCAUGACUCCUCGCCCAGGCGAAUUUUUGUCAUCUUGGUUCCAAAAUCAGACCUGCGUGCCACACACGGACAGAUCAACGGCCUGUGACCUCGGCAACUAUGCUAGCUACUCCCUUAACGUCAGCGGCGUGGACGAUGUUAAAGCGGGACUGGACUUUGCCCAGAAGAACAACGUCCGGCUCGUCAUCAAGAACUCCGGUCAUGACUUCUACGGGAAGAGCACCGGCAAAGGAGCCCUCGCCCUGUGGACCCGCAACCUGAACCACAAGGAGAUCAUCCAUGACUACAGCGCGGCCUACUACCAGGGCCCCGCCCUCAAAAUCGGGGCAGGCGUCAACGGCGGCGAGGCGGGCUCCUUUGCAGCGGCAAACGGCUACCGGAUGGUUGGCGGUUCGUGCCCGACGGUCGGACCCGCCGGAGGGUACACCCAAGGCGGCGGCCACUCCUUCCUGACGGGCCUCUACGGCUUCGGCGCCGACAACGUCCUGGAAUGGGAAGUCGUGACGGCGUUGGGCGACCACCUCAUCGCCACCCCUGAACAAAACUCGGACCUGUACUGGGCGCUCAGCGGCGGCGGCGGCGGAACCUACGGCGUCGUGGUCUCCAUGACGGUGCGGGUUUUCCCAGACGGCCAGGUCGCCAUGGCGUCGCUCACCUUCAGCGUCGACUCGGUCGGCGGCGUGGAGACCUACUGGCAGACCGUCGAACGGAUGAUCACCGAGCUCCGCCCCAUGGUCGACGACCACGGCAUGGUGGGCCAGUUCCUGGUCACCAACGACACCACCGACCUCUACGCCCUGAUCGCGCCCGACGUGACGAGCUCCGAGCUCUCCACCAUCGUCAGCCCCGUCCUUUCCAGCAUGGCCGUCGACGGCAUCACGCCGCAGCAGCUGGGAUUCCGACUCUACGAGAGCCACAGCUACUACGAGCUCUACGCGCGGACCAUCCUGCCCCAUGCUGCGGGGGGUGUCCUGACGCCCGUGACCGGCGGCCGCUUCGUCACGGGGGAGAACGUCGCCGCCAACGCCACGUCCCUCAUCCACGCCAUGCGCGCCACCGUGGAGGAGGGGAGGUUCUACGUCGCCGCCGUGGCGCUCAACUCGCAGGGCCAGGGCAGGCUGGCGGAUCCCAUCGCCGAGAACGCCAUGCAGGAGGACUUCAAGCACGCCUACCUCAACCUCAUCAUCCCGGCCGCCUUCGACUGGUACGCGCCCUGGGAGGAGGCCCACCAGCUGCAGGACGAGUUUAUGGACGUGCUCCUGCCGCUGUACGAGGAGGCCACCCCGGGUGCUGGUGCGUACCUCAACGAGGCCAACUGGGCGCAGGCUACCGCCCAGGACUACCAUGGAGACAACUAUGAGAGGCUGAGGGAAGUCAAGGCCAAGUAUGACCCGAACAACGUUUUCUAUGGCCUGACCGGCGUGGGGAGCGAGGCUUGGGCUCCGGAUGCUGAAGGCCGUCUUUGCAGGACUGGAAUCACUGCAUGAGGUGGCGGAGCGAUAUACUGAGCGUAAUUGACGGUGCAUGUGCGUAUUAGACUGUACAUCAUAUACUGAUCACUUGUUGUAUGAGUUUUCCGUCUUGUAGAACGGGACACGCUGUCUUAUUGUCUUCUGUUUUGUUUAUAGACGUACACGAUAUCAAUACGAUUCCGUAUACCAGUU